UGAUACCCGCCAUUGUUCGGUGUCCUAUGCGGCUAACUAGUGGCCAGGAGGCGAUGUUGUCCUCGCUACCCAUGGCUGGUGCUGCUCUGGGAGGUCUGGUCCUGGGCUCACUGGCGGAUGCUCUUGGACGCAAAGCGAUACUGGUGUUUGCCAUUGUGUGGACAACCUACUUCAGUCUGCUCUCCAUCGCCUCACCUAACUUCUGGUGGCUGCUGGCACUGAGGACCCUGGUUGGGUUUGGCUUUGGGGGCAAGGGAUUACGGCAAACCUGGAUGCUAGAAAUGACACCAACAAUUGAGAGGGCACGUGUUUUCAGCCUGAUUUCGAUCUCCUGGGCACUUGGGAACAUUCUAGAAGUGGCGGUGGUGCGCAUGUCCGUCUCGAUUGUCGACAAACACCACGUGUGGCAAGUGGCUACAGUGCUCUCUGUCAUUCCCUUCCUUGCCAGUCUGCCGCUUUUCUUGUGCGUACCCGAAUCAGUGCGAUUCCUUCACCUCACAAAGCAGAAGACGCGGGCCAAGCAGGUGCUCCAUCAGAUUUCCGCUCAGAAUGGACGCCUCACUAGUUUACAACGAGCUGACAACCUGACAGCCGGCACGGAACAACUAGUGUCUCUCCGACCAACCACCCUGAUGCAUGGCUGGCGAAAGAGGCGCCGGAAAAACGUCGCAGCUGAGCAUGGCAAGACUACAUCUAAGUGCUUCCUGAUGGCCAUGAACUGCUUCUUAGCGUUUUCAGGCUCACUGUUGUUCCUGGGUUCAGGUAUACUAACAGAGGAGCUACUGUUGUGGAGAAAGCUGGCAACUGCAUCAAAUGCAACAGCAGGCACAGAGCUCCAAGGAGGUGACUACAUCAGCUUUGAGUCUAACACACCACAUGAUGCUGUGGAGAAACAGACCAGUUGCAAAGACCAGUUCAAUGUGAUAGAUACCAACGGGGACUGUCACCACCUGGCUGCGGCUGACUACAACAUGGUUGUUGUGGUCUUUGUCAUGGAAGUACCUGCACUUCUUCUUCUCUACUUUCUGGCCGACACGCACGGCCGCAAGCUCUCGCUGGCGGCGUCGUUCAUCGCCGCGGGGAUAUCGUACGCUGUCGCAGCCACAUGCCUCAAGUCACUAGCUGAGAUGAUGGUGGUGUUGGUCAUAGCCCGCAUGUCAGCUGUGCUUGUAGUGCAGCUUGCCAGCUUGUAUAUCAUAGAGGCAGUCCCCACACAGUCACGCAGCCGGUUCUUGGGCGGUGCAACAUUCAUCUACCGGCUGACGGGCGCAGCAGUGGCUCCCGUGACACUGGUUCUACUACGGCUAUCAAUGGCAGCCACCUUGGCCAGUGUGUCCGCGAUAUGCCUCACUACAGCCUGUGUUGUUCUACUGCUGCUUAUCGAAACCAAGAAACGACCAAUGCAGGACAAUUGGAAUGAGAAUUGAGUCAGCCAUUGAGUACUGGUAGUUCACGGAACGACUAUCUCUAGUCUAAAGUCAUCUCAACAGUUCAACAAAGGCCGGCAGCAGGUGAAAACUGCCCGACUACAUACACCAUGUAUACAUAUGGCGAUUCUCGACAUUACUAGUAGUGUCAAGUCAUCCUCGCCAAUGCCAUGAUGGUUGUGAAGCCGGUGUACUGCUUCUUCUUUAUGAUAAGAUCAGUCAGCAUAGGGUUAGCUGCCACUGACCCGGCGCUGUUGCCAAUGGCCAUCUUCCCGCCCUACACUACUGCUGCGGCAGGAUAUCCUGAAUGCCCUUGCCUCGCCAGCUGCAAACUCCUCCGGAAUGAAGGUCACUUGCUUGUGAACAUAAUUCAACAAGACAUACUGCACAAUGGACAAACUGAAUGGACAUAUCAACAAUUCUGAAAUUCCUGUAAUGGACAAAAUGCCGUCGCUCUCCUCCACCUUGAAGUUUCUUGACUCAGGAUUUGAACAUGCAAGUAAGCGCAACAAUCGCCACCACAACUAUUAUUUUGUAACAGUUCUAAUCAUACUUGCAGAACGAUAUAAUGGACGAGAUGCAUUCACUGCCCUCACGCAUCGCAAGCACCACAGCUAUAAUUAUUAUAACUACCUGUACAGGUGGUAUACUUAUACUCGCACACCGAGUACUGCAUGUUUCUAACAGAUUAUGGUUGCUAAUUUCAGGUUUUUAACGCUCACGGCUAGCGAAUUGCCCUGAUUUUCUAUUUCAAUUGAAAUAGAUCUAACCGAAAUGCCUACUUCAUAAUUGAGUGAUGCUUGUUAUGCAUGGCCUGCAAGCAUUUCUUUUCUCCAAACAUUCCAUUCUGUAAUCCUCUCUCCAGGAGCUUUCCCUUGAAAAUACCCGGUAUUUUUUGGAGUAAAAAA
Sycon ciliatum is the source of this 2335-nucleotide messenger RNA. RefSeq names its product synaptic vesicle 2-related protein-like. Gene Ontology annotation, molecular function: transmembrane transporter activity. Gene Ontology annotation, cellular component: membrane. NCBI's taxonomy places the organism in Eukaryota, Metazoa, Porifera, Calcarea, Leucosolenida, Sycettidae. The coding region runs from base 27 to 1427 and encodes 466 amino acids. Gene Ontology annotation, biological process: transmembrane transport. The record is from RefSeq and is a predicted model, not a curated record. The transcript is spliced from 14 exons.